GCCAAGAGCAACUGUGGCUGGCUGGCUCCUCCCUCUUCGCGGAGCUUGAGUUUCUGGAGGAGCACAUAAGGCCUUAAAUUGAAUCGUGGGUUGUGGAGGAUAAUGAAUUUCAUGUAUUGGGUUGCGGGAGUUUGUGCCAGGACGCAAGGGUAGUAGAGAUAGUGGAAGGCGAGGGAGCGGUGGAAGUUUUAAGCGCGGGGUGAGUUUUGGGGAGCAGGUGCGGAAUGGCGAAGGGUUUUGGGGGAGAGGGAGCCGUUUGGUCGCGCGUUGUCGAUGGUUAGGAAGUAAUUUUGGACGUUUGGCAGGGUGUGCAGAUGCUGUGUGAAGAGGAGAAGAGGAGGAGGAAGUGGAGAGGGUGGAGAUUCAUUUGAGGGAGUGAUUGUUGGUUUGUGGGAGGAUAGUCUGCUGGGUGGCGUUGAGUGGAACCGACACGAUGACGAUGAACAACGAGCGGAAGGUAAUUGAGUUGGAGCAAGGAUGGAGCUUCAUGCAGAUAGGGAUUACGAAGCUAAAGAACCUGUUGGAGGGCGUACCCGAGCAGCAGUUCAGCUCCGAGGAAUACAUGUUACUUUAUACAACAAUUUACAAUAUGUGUACGCAGAAGCCUCCACAGGAUUAUUCUCAGCAACUAUAUGACGGAUAUAGAGUGUCCUUCGAGGAGUACAUCAAUUCAAAGGUGUUGCCCGCACUUAGAGAAAAACACGAGGAGUUCAUGCUCAAGGAGCUUGUGAAGAGAUGGUAUAAUCACAAAAUUAUGGUUAGAUGGCUGUCCCGGUUUUUUAAUUACCUAGAUCGGUACUUCAUCGCCAGGCGGUCUCUUCCUGCAUUGAGCGAAGUCGGUCUCAUUUGUUUCCGUAACCUGGUUUAUGCAGAGACGAAGAUCAAUGUGAAAGAUGCGGUCGUAGCUCUGAUUGAUCGUGAGCGUGAAGGCGAGCAGAUAGAUCGGGCACUUCUGAAGAAUGUUCUUGGUAUCUUUGUUGAAAUUGGAAUGGGCAACAUGGAUGCAUACGACACAGACUUUGAGCAAUUCAUGCUCGAAGAUACUGCUGCUUACUACAGGAGGAAGGCCUCGUCUUGGAUUCAAGAAGAUUCAUGUCCUGACUACAUGCUCAAGGCCGAGGAAUGCUUGAAAAGGGAGAAGGAAAGGGUUGGGCAUUACUUGCAUGCUAGUAGUGAGCAAAAAUUGCUGGAGAAAGUUCAGCAAGAACUCCUUACGCAAUACGAAACACAAUUACUUGAGAAAGAGCAUUCAGGCUGUCAUACUCUGUUGAGGGAUGAUAAGGUUGAUGAUCUGUCAAGAAUGUAUCGGUUAUUCUACAGAAUUCCGAAGGGUUUGGAACCUGUGGCAUCCAUUUUUAAACAGCAUGUCACAGAGGAAGGAACCGCCCUUGUCAAACAAGCUGAAGAUGCAGUCAGUAAUAAGAGGGCUGAGAAGAAAGAUACAGUUGGAGUACAAGAGCAGGUCUUUGUGCGAAAGGUGAUUGAAUUGCAUGACAAGUAUCUGCAGUAUGUCAGCGAGUGUUUUGCGAAUCAUUCUCUUUUUCACAAGGCAUUGAAAGAAGCCUUUGAAGUUUUCUGUAAUAAGGGUGUUGCAGGGAGUACAAGUGCAGAGCUCCUGGCCACGUUUUGUGAUAAUUUAUUGAAAAAGGGUGGAAGCGAAAAGCUAAGUGAUGAAGCAAUUGAGGACACACUUGAAAAGGUAGUGAAGCUUCUUGCGUAUAUCAGUGACAAGGACCUGUUCGCAGAGUUUUACAGGAAAAAGCUAGCUCGAAGGUUGCUUUUCGACAAAAGCGCUAACGACGAUCAUGAGCGUAGCAUCUUGACCAAGUUGAAACAGCAGUGUGGAGGACAGUUCACUUCUAAGAUGGAGGGCAUGGUGACAGAUCUGACCCUUGCACGCGAGAAUCAAUCGAACUUUGAGGACUAUUUGUCGGAUAAUACCAAGUCCAAUCCAGGCAUCGAUUUGACAGUGACAGUACUUACAACUGGAUUUUGGCCCAGUUAUAAGUCUUCAGAUCUGGCCUUACCGGCAGAGAUGGUUAAAUGUGUUGAAGUAUUCAAGGAGUUUUACCAAACGAAAACGAAGCAUCGGAAAUUGACUUGGAUUUACUCCCUGGGAACAUGUAACAUAACUGGAAAGUUUGAUGCCAAGCCUAUUGAGCUUAUUGUAACAACAUAUCAGGCCGCAGUGCUAUUGCUUUUUAAUGCCGAGGAUAGGCUGAGCUACAAUGAUAUCAAGAACCAGCUGAAUCUUACUGAUGAGGAUAUAGUUAGACUGUUGCACUCAUUGUCAUGUGCGAAGUACAAGAUUCUUAACAAAGACCCCAAUACUAAGGCCGUCGGACAAAAUGACAUCUUUGAGUUUAAUACUAAGUUCACGGACAAGAUGAGACGGAUAAAGAUUCCUCUGCCGCCAAUGGAUGAGAAGAAGAAGGUGAUAGAGGAUGUGGACAAGGACAGGCGAUACGCAAUCGAUGCAUCUAUUGUCCGGAUCAUGAAAAGCCGUAAAAUGCUUCCUCAUCAGCAACUGGUACUGGAAUGUGUUGAGCAGCUCGGGCGGAUGUUCAAGCCUGAUUUCAAGGUGAUCAAGAAGCGAGUUGAGGACCUUAUCGCUCGUGAUUAUUUAGAGCGAGACAAAGACAACCCUAAUAUGUUCAAAUAUGUCGCGUAAUGAAGCAGACAGGUUUAAAUCCAAGUUUACUUGAAGGAGUCUGAUUAGGUUUGAACAAUACGACUGGGGCGGGGUUUUUAGAUAUGGGAAUAUCAUGAUGAACCGAUUUAAGGAAUGGCUACAGGCGUUUGUCACAUCUAACUUCUACGUUGGUUAAAUUUUGUGGGGUUAUCUUGGCUCAUAAGGUAUAAGUCAGUUGUAUAGGCUUUUUAGAUAUUGCCUGAUUUGUUACAUCAUAUAGUAGGGGUUAUGUGCGGGUUUGAUUUGCCAUUGUCUUUUUAUUAGUUGUAGAACGUUCAAUUAAUACCUGCCACGAUGGGUGGCGAACUGAAGAGGACAUACAUGAAAGCCAUACAACACAGCACACGCAUCUGUAUAUUUCUCUCAGUGCUGUGUAUUCGUUGGCAUUACAAUCACUUUCGACAGUAGUAUUGAACAUGCAUUUCUUCUUGUGCCUCA
This is a messenger RNA of Physcomitrium patens, 3130 nucleotides long. The record is from RefSeq and is a predicted model, not a curated record. NCBI's taxonomy places the organism in Eukaryota, Viridiplantae, Streptophyta, Bryopsida, Funariales, Funariaceae.